This is a messenger RNA of Gopherus flavomarginatus (Mexican gopher tortoise), 1613 nucleotides long. Its product is annotated as collagen alpha-1(XI) chain-like. The transcript is spliced from 11 exons. The record is from RefSeq and is a predicted model, not a curated record. NCBI's taxonomy places the organism in Eukaryota, Metazoa, Chordata, Testudines, Testudinidae. Bases 117 to 1613 code for a protein of 498 amino acids.
GGCAGGGCUCUCGCUCCCAGUCUCUCCGAGGGGCUGGGGCGAGUCAGCACACGGAGCCCCCAGCUGGGAUCGGAGCCUCGAGCGGCCGGGGGAGCUGGGCUGAGCCAGCGCUGAGGAUGGAGAAGAGCCGCCCGAGCGUGCAGGGUCCCUCCAGGGUCGUUCCCCUGCUCCUGCUGGCCCUGCUGCGCGGCCCGCCCUGGGCGCAGGCAGCCGAGCCAGUCGAUGUGCUGCGGGCCCUGGGGGUGCAGGAUGGCAGGGACGGUGUCUCCAUUGCGGCCGGGAUCUGCACCCCGCGUCGUGGGGCCGAGGAGAGCGACUUCGCCUUCCGCCUGGAGAACAGCACCCAGCUCAGCGCCCCCACCCGUCAGCUCUUCCCAGAUGGCCACUUCCCCGAGGAUUUCUCCAUCCUGGCGACACUGCGGGCCCAGCGGGGCAGCCAGGCCUUCCUGCUGUCGCUGUACGACGAGCGCGGGGUGCAGCAGCUGGGCGUGGAGAUCGGCCGCUCGCCCGUCUUUCUUUACGAGGACCAGGUCGGGCAGCCGGCGCCGGAGAGAUACCCGCUCUUCAGCAGGGUCAGCCUGGCCGACGGCAAGUGGCACCGUGUGGCACUGAGCGUGGAGGGCACCAACGUGUCGCUGCUGGUGGAUUGCCAGGCGCCCCUGACGCUGCCUCUGGAGCGUGGGCCCCGGCCCAUCGUCAGCACUGCAGGCGUCACCCUGCUGGGGACCCGGCUGCUGGACGAGGAGGUGUUCCAGGGCGAUGUCCAGCAGCUGCUGAUCUCUCCAGACCCCCGGGCAGCCCUGCACUACUGCGAGACCUUCAUGCCGGGGUGCGACGUGCCGCUGCCCAACGGCCUGCUGGGCCUGUACCCCGAGGAGAGCGGGCCGGAGCCCACGGCUGCCCCCGCCCGGAGGAAGGGCAGGAAGGGCAAACGCAGGGGCAAAGGCAAGAGGAAGAGGAACAAGGAGCAGGCGGAGCAGCCGGACACCGCGCCCACCACGGGGCCAGGCCAGGAGGCCCCGACCCAAACAGCCUCUGCAUUGGAGGUGACCCCAUCUGGGGAGGAGCACGUCACCCCUCUGCCUGGGACUGCCCCUGCCAGCACCGUGACCAUCAGUCUGAACCUGCCCGAGGCCUACGAGGACCUGGGAGAGGAGCACAGGAUCUGGGUGGACGGGGACCCUGGGGCCAACAGCACCGAACCCCCCGACUACACCCUCAGGGAGUAUGAGGAAUACAACGACGGGGAGCCCCCGGGCCAUGACACCAGCCAGGAGCGCUACGACCCUGCCGAGCGACGGGAAACCCUGCGCCAGGCCACCCGGGAACCUGGCCAGAAGGGGGAGAAAGGGGAGCCGGCUGCCAUCGAGCCCGGCCGGCGAUUCGACGGGCCACCGGGAGCCCCGGGUCCAGCGGGGGAGAUGGGCCCCCCAGGACCGGUGGGGCCGGCAGGGCUGCCGGGGGACCCUGGCGAGCAGGUAAGCAGCCGCGGCGCCGGGGGAGGGGGCCUGUUGGAGGCUGCAGAGCCGCGGGGGGCGGGGGGGCUGAGGAAUGGCCGGCAUGCUCCCCGCCGUAGGGGCUGCGAGUCCCUGCCUGCACCGCCUGCUGAUUGA